Messenger RNA from Zingiber officinale, 1472 nucleotides. Its product is annotated as purple acid phosphatase 2-like. The record is from RefSeq and is a predicted model, not a curated record. The transcript is spliced from 8 exons. Gene Ontology annotation, molecular function: acid phosphatase activity; metal ion binding. Lineage: Eukaryota; Viridiplantae; Streptophyta; Magnoliopsida; Zingiberales; Zingiberaceae. The coding region runs from base 87 to 1472 and encodes 461 amino acids.
CCUUCUUACUCGCUCCGCUCCUCUCCGUCCGCCUCUUAUUUAACACUCCGAACAGUUUCCACACGAUCACAGACACAACCAACAAGAUGCAUCGGCCAGCAGGAGCUUUCCCCUGCCUCCGCCUCCUCGUGGUUUUGACGCUCGGAUCGGUGACCUUCUGCGACGGCGGAAUCACGAGCUCUUUCUCGAGGAAGCUCCAGAAGUCCGUCGACAUGCCCCUUGACAGCGAUGUCUUCCGUGUCCCAUCCGGCCACAAUGCGCCUCAGCAGGCACAUAUUACCCUAGGCAACCAUGAUGGCUCAUCCAUGAUCAUCUCAUGGGUGACUCAGGAUGAACCUGGAUCCAGCAAGGUCCUUUACGGGACCGAUAAGGAUCAUCUUCACAAAUCUGCUCAAGGGAAGCAUACACGAUAUAAGUUCUACAAUUACACCUCAGGUUACAUCCACCAUUGCACCAUCCACCAUUUGCAGCAUGACACUAAGUACUAUUAUGCUAUCGGAAUCGGGCAUACGGUUCGAACAUUUUGGUUCACUACCCCGCCUAAAGUUGGUCCUGAUGUUCCUUACAUUUUUGGUCUUAUAGGCGAUCUCGGGCAAACCUAUGAUUCAAAUAUCACAUUGUCUCACUAUGAAGCGAACCGAAAGGCGCAAGCAGUGUUGUAUGUAGGUGAUCUUUCUUAUGCUGAUCACUACCCAAACCAUGACAAUGUCAGGUGGGAUACAUGGGGUAGGUUCGUCGAGAGAAGCACUGCAUAUCAACCAUGGAUUUGGACAGCAGGAAAUCACGAACUCGACUUCGCUCCAGAGAUCGGUGAAGCUAAGCCCUUUAAACCAUUCACACACAGAUAUCAUGUUCCUUACAGAUCCUCAGGCAGCACAGCUCCAUUUUGGUACUCUCUGAAGUUGGGAUCAGCACACAUAAUUGUCUUGGCAUCAUAUUCAGCGUAUGGCAAGUACACCCCUCAGUAUAGUUGGCUAGAGGCAGAGCUGCCCAAGGUGAACAGAACUGAGACACCAUGGCUGAUUGUUUUAGUGCACUCACCGUGGUACAACAGCUACAACUACCACUUUAUGGAAGGGGAAUCGAUGCGAGUGAUGUUCGAGCAAUGGUUCGUGCAGUACAAAGUGGAUGUGGUUUUCUCAGGCCACGUCCAUGCCUACGAACGUAGUCAUAGAGUUUCGAAUAUCGAAUCCAAUUUAGUGAAUGGAAAGUGUGAGCCGGUGCUAGAUGGGUCAGCUCCUGUGUAUGUCACCAUUGGCGAUGGGGGAAAUAUCGAAGGACCUGCAAACAACAUGACAGAGCCACAGCCAAGCUACUCGGCUUUCAGAGAAGCCAGCUUUGGCCAUGCCGUCUUCGAGAUCAAGAACCGGACUCAUGCGUACUAUGCUUGGCAUCGGAACCAGGAUGGCAAUGAAGUGGUCGCUGAUUCUUUCUGGUUCUACAACAGAUCCUGGAACUCUGCUGAUAUUUGA